Nicotiana attenuata is the source of this 1142-nucleotide messenger RNA. Its product is annotated as CASP-like protein 5B2. The record is from RefSeq and is a predicted model, not a curated record. The coding region runs from base 406 to 870 and encodes 154 amino acids. Gene Ontology annotation, cellular component: membrane. The transcript is spliced from 3 exons. NCBI's taxonomy places the organism in Eukaryota, Viridiplantae, Streptophyta, Magnoliopsida, Solanales, Solanaceae.
GACUGUCUCCCACGGGCCAGACUGCACCAUUAUCAAAAUGAGUACAAAGCUUCGCCAUUACUGUCCAUUCUUGUCGAGAGUACUAAUUUAUAUUAUUCUAGCUACCAUAUACAAUAAAGUAUGAAAUAAAACCAUCAAAUUAUUCUUUAAUUGCAUUUUUAGCUCAACGGUUCAAUUUGGUACAUUGUUUGGAUGAUACAAUCUUUAAUCAUCUAUUCAUCAAAUCAGACAUAGAUGUAAAGAUCUAUACACAGCAAUCUGGUAAAAUGGGGUUGUUGAAUUUGGGGAAAGUACAGGGAUCUAGGGUUGAAAGGGCCCUUUUGGUUAAAGGGCUAUGUGGAGCUUAAAGGUCUGAAAUUUGAUAAGUAUUUGGUUGAAAAUAAGAAUAGUAGAAGUAAUACAAGGAUGAAGGAAUUGGUGGGAAGUCCAGGAAGUGUGAGUGGGUUGCUAUUGAGGUUUGGGCAAUGUUUAUUUGCAGGUAGCUCAAUUGGGGUCAUGGUUUCUGCUUCUGGUUUCUCUAAUUACACUGCUUUCUGCUAUUUGAUUGCAUCAAUGGGACUUCAAGUAUUGUGGAGUUUUGGGCUUGCAUGUCUAGACAUCUAUGCUUUGAGGAUAAAACGAGACCUUCAAAAUCCCGUCUUAGUGAGCCUCUUUGUUGUUGGAGACUGGGUUACUGCAACUCUAUCACUUGCAGCUGCGUGCUCGUCAGCAGGGAUUGCUGUUUUGUAUUCAAAAGAUUUAAACUUCUGUAGUAGUCCACCCUAUCUUCCAUGUGGUAGAUUUGAGCUCUCUGUGGUGUUAGCGUUCAUAACCUGGUUUCUUAUUGCCAUUUCUUCCCACGUGAUGUUUUGGAUUCUAGCUGCCGUUUGAUGAUGUGAGAGCAUUUCUCUCUGCUCAGAAGAUUGCUUCUGAAAUGACUUUCAAGGACACAUCACAUCUAAAUCUAAUUUCCACGAGCUUGUAGCCGUAUCUUCCUUGGCAAUCGAUAUUCAGAAGAGAUAAGAGUUUCUUCUGCACUGGUUGAGUUGCUUGAGGUUACGCGGUUUCCUGUUGUGUUCUUCAAGUUCGAUUUUGAUCUGAGUGUAAAUUGUAACCUCCUAAUUGUACUCUAAUCUACUGCAGUUCAAUUACAUUUAGAUCUA